AUGUCAGCCGUCAGUCCAAACAUCAACGAAUUCAUGAGUGGUGUUUACUCGACAAUCGGUGACAAAUUGUAUUUGAGCGAAGACAGAGCCGAUUUCCAUUUCAUGUUUGAGUCGAGCGACGGUCAAUAUGAGCGGGUUGCUGCACAUAAGCUGUUACUGGCCACGGCCAGCGAUGUAUUUGAAAAGAUGUUCAAUGGGUCGUGGCUUGAAAUGCACGAAGUCAAGAUCGUCGAUGCGCUGAUUUCCUCCUUCAAAGAGUUUCUGCAAUUCUUCUACUUGGGUCGAGUGAAACUGACCAUGGACAACGUAGCCAAAGUCAUGUAUCUCGCCAACAAGUACAACGUAACUGAAUGUUUGGCAUUGUGCACAAAGUUCUUGAGACGAACAAUCACCGAUGACAACGUUUGCUGGGCUUAUAGUCUGGCGAUUCUCCACGAACAAAACGAUUUGAAGAGACUGUGUGAAUUGAUGAUCGCUCUCGAUACAAAAACCGUUUUUUCAACGACAAGUUUCUUGGAUUGCGACAAAAAGACUCUUGGCCACAUUUUAAAACUGGACUCAUUUUCCUGUUCAGAAGCUGACGUUUUCGAGGCAUGCAUGGCCUGGCUCAAAAAUGCUAGCAAAAAAGAUAACUUGACGAAGGAAAUUGUUAAAACUCAUCUGGGUGAAUGGUUUUACGAAAUUCGUUAUCUGUCGAUGUCAAUUGAAAGCUUCACCAAACUCGAUCCUUUGAAUGGUGGUCUAUUUAGCUUCGAGGAGUAA
This is a messenger RNA of Sitodiplosis mosellana (orange wheat blossom midge), 762 nucleotides long. Its product is annotated as BTB/POZ domain-containing protein 2-like. The transcript has a single exon. Bases 1 to 762 code for a protein of 253 amino acids. The record is from RefSeq and is a predicted model, not a curated record. Gene Ontology annotation, molecular function: protein binding. Lineage: Eukaryota; Metazoa; Arthropoda; Insecta; Diptera; Cecidomyiidae.